UCCAUAUUUGGCAACAAAACUAGGAGAUAAACCCAAAAACCCAAAAGAAAGUUAAAGUCGAGCUGGCUGUCUUUUACUCACAAGAUACAAUAGAGAACUUGCGAAGUUAUCAAUGCAAGAAGUUCAUCCGACGGCUGUAAUCAUCUGAAAAUCUCCGUCAACCGCUCGAUUAAAGCGGUCGUCCCCCUCAAUUCCUUUCUUCCACUCGAAUCAACAAGUUGUUCGAUCAAUCCUCCAUCUCUGUUCUCGCGCUGCUCAAGAUUCAUCAAAAGAAAGGUGAGAAAACGAGAAUCUCUUCGAUUUCUCUUCGUGAAUUUCUUCAAGUUUCGUUACAGAAACUUCAUAGUUCUCCUUUAUCUCCCCUUCUUUUUUCUGGGUCCCGAAGUUCGUGAUGUGCAUCCCUAAAUCAUAAGAUUUCCUUCAUGAUUUUGUCCAAUAUCCGAAUCCCACUUUGCUUUUUCUGUUGUGAAGUUCGAAACCAUCUCGAUCAGUUCAUUAUUUGAGAAGUUGUCUCCUUCUUGCACAUGCAGAUAUGGGAUUCUGGACCUUCUUGGAAGGGCUUCUGUUGUUUGCAAAUGCCUUCGCAAUUCUAAACGAGGAUCGUUUUCUUUCUCGGAGAGGAUGGACAUUGGCAGAGAUGUCGAGAGGAAGACGAAACACGCUCAAAGGGCAGGUAAUAGGGCUCAUCCAUGCAUGCCAAUUCUUGAGACUUCCACUCAUUCUUUUCAACAUCAUCAUCAUCGUAAUCAAGCUCUUCUCUGGUUGAUUCAGUGUACAAAAUGAAAUAGAUCUUGAAGCAUGACAUAAUCGUAUUGAGUGAAUAACAGUUUAUCUUACAUGAGAGUGGCAGUAUUAUUCAGAAGAAACAGAGCACUAGACAUGAUAUACUAAUACAUGAAUAUCAAACACAGAAUGCGUAUGAACAUUAGGAAUCAAAUCA
Cucurbita maxima (winter squash) is the source of this 940-nucleotide messenger RNA. Its product is annotated as protein transport protein yos1-like. The transcript has a single exon. The record is from RefSeq and is a predicted model, not a curated record. Lineage: Eukaryota; Viridiplantae; Streptophyta; Magnoliopsida; Cucurbitales; Cucurbitaceae. Gene Ontology annotation, biological process: endoplasmic reticulum to Golgi vesicle-mediated transport. Gene Ontology annotation, cellular component: COPII-coated ER to Golgi transport vesicle; Golgi membrane; endoplasmic reticulum membrane. Bases 533 to 766 code for a protein of 77 amino acids.